This is a messenger RNA of Zygosaccharomyces rouxii, 1197 nucleotides long. RefSeq names its product Caj1p (gene CAJ1). Gene Ontology annotation, biological process: protein import into peroxisome matrix. Bases 1 to 1197 code for a protein of 398 amino acids. The record is from RefSeq and is a predicted model, not a curated record. Gene Ontology annotation, cellular component: cytosol. NCBI's taxonomy places the organism in Eukaryota, Fungi, Ascomycota, Saccharomycetes, Saccharomycetales, Saccharomycetaceae. The transcript has a single exon.
AUGGUAAAAGAUACGGAAUAUUACGAUAGGUUGGGAAUUAGCCCUACGGCUACUCCUACGGAGAUUAAAAAGGCAUACAGAAGAAAGGCUAUGGAAACACAUCCAGACAAGCAUCCUGACGAUCCUGAAGCCGAGAACAAAUUUCAAGCCGUUGGUGAAGCUUAUCAAGUUUUAAGUGACGAGAGCCUUCGUGCGCGCUAUGACGAAUAUGGUAAAGAUGAUGCAGUUCCUCAACAAGGUUUUGAAGAUGCAAACGAAUAUUUCACCGUAAUCUUUGGUGGUGAUGGCUUUAAGGAUUGGAUUGGUGAAUUUUCUAUAUUCAAGGAUUUAAAUGAAGCUGGUGGCAUUAUUGAUGAACCACAGAAUGAUGGUACACCUUCCAAACCUGGUGAAAGUGGUAUGGUUCACACUAGCAGUGAGGAGGCAGCAGCUAAAUUAGAUGAGAAGAAUAAGAAAUUGUCGAAGCAACAGAGGGAGAAGUUGAUAGAAAUGGAAAAAAGGAGAAGAGAAGAGUUAGCAGAACAAGUGAAGGAACUGGCGAAAAAAUUAAAUAACAAAUUGGACUCAUAUGUGCUAGCGCUUAAGGAUAAUAGGCUAGACGAAUUUGCAUCGAAAUUGGAUCAGGAAAUUGAAAAUUUGAAAUUGGAAAGUUUUGGUCUUCAACUCCUACACAUUUUGGCCAAAUGUUAUCAUACAAAGGCCCAAAAUUUUAUCAUGUCUAAGAAAACUCAUGGGUUUUCCAAAUUGUUCACAGGUGUACGUGAUAACGCAAGAAGUGUUAAAUCUGCUUAUAAUUUGUUAUCAACUGGGUUGGAGGCACAGAAGACCAUGGAACAAAUGAACGAAGUUAACCCAGAUGAAUUAGAUCAAUACGAAAGAGCUACAUUUGAAAAUAUGAUGGCAGGAAAGGCACUAGGUGUUGUGUGGGCUAUGAAUAAAUUCGAAUUGGAGAAGAAAUUAAAGGAGGUUUGUAAUACAAUAUUAAAUGAUAACACGGAACCUACUAAAGUACGUUUAACAAAGGCAAAGGGGUUACUGUUCAUGGCUGAUAGAUUUUCAAAGGCAAAGAGAUCUCCAGAAGAGGCUGAAGAGGCAAGAGUAUUUGAAGAAUUAAUUCUUGGUGAACAGGAGAAGGAGAAAGAGAAGCAAAAACAGAAACAAAAAGAAGUUAACAAGAGGAAGGGUUUCUUUAGCUGA